AUUUAGGGUAACUGGUGAUUGUACUUUCGAUAUUAACUGCAAGAGAUCUGAUAGAAGAAGGAUUGUCUGGGUAUUGUCUUGACACGCUAACAAAUUGUGAAAGAUGAGGGAGCUGAUUGCUUUUGCGCUGUUUUGCGUGCUGUGCGUGACUGUUCAAGGGAAAACCUCCUCUCCAAAAGUCAAGGUGUACAGCCAUUUCCCUGGAGAGUAUGGCAAAGAAAACACCCUGAUCUGCCAUGUAAGCGGCUUCCACCCUCCUGAUAUCUCUAUUGAGUUGCUGAAGAAUGGAGAGGUUAUCCCUAAUGCCCAGCAGACUGACCUGGCCUUUGAGAAGGGCUGGCAAUUUCACCUUACCAAGAGUGUCUCCUUCAAUCCAGAGAGGGCAGAUACCUACAUCUGCAGAGUUCGACAUAUGGAAAAAACAGACAGCUUUGUUUGGGAACCCAACAUGUAAAGCCAAACAAUGAGACAAAGAAAGGAUAAUUUCUCAUGUCUUUGAAAAUGUUUCACUAUCAACAUAGACCGCAGAUAUCCCAUCACAUAAAUGAUGUUGCUCAAGAUGCACAAUUCAUACAAAUUACAUAAUAAUUAACCUGAUUCAUUUAUUUUAGUUUUUCCUUGAGUCGACUUAAUCAUAUUGUUCUUUUCUCCAUGAGAGUGAAGUUUAUUUAACCAAAGUACAGCUGCUACAUGUUUCUGUAUGGGGUUUUCUAUGGUUUCUGGUUCUUGUUUCACUGGUUUCUUUCCUCUUUGUGUAAAUGUUGUAGACUAUGCAGGAGUAGUAAUGUGCAAGUAAACAUAUAGAAACAAGCUAUAUUUUUUGUCAUAUUUUGGCUUUGUUUUCAGAUUUAUUCAUUAGAAAGACUACAACAAUUUGUUGAUUAUAAACACAAGUUGUUCAUUUUAAAUCUAAAAUCGCUUACAAGUUAAGACUGCUGUCAAUGAGUUUUUAAUUCAUUUGAAUGUAAUCACAGGAAAAAUAAUGCCAUUCUAAAAAGGGGGAAAUAAAGUUGAUAAAACCAA
Messenger RNA from Xyrauchen texanus (razorback sucker), 1023 nucleotides. RefSeq names its product beta-2-microglobulin-like. The transcript is spliced from 4 exons. Gene Ontology annotation, biological process: antigen processing and presentation of exogenous peptide antigen via MHC class II; immunoglobulin production involved in immunoglobulin-mediated immune response; peptide antigen assembly with MHC class II protein complex. NCBI's taxonomy places the organism in Eukaryota, Metazoa, Chordata, Actinopteri, Cypriniformes, Catostomidae. The coding region runs from base 104 to 454 and encodes 116 amino acids. Gene Ontology annotation, cellular component: MHC class II protein complex. The record is from RefSeq and is a predicted model, not a curated record. Gene Ontology annotation, molecular function: MHC class II protein complex binding.